AUGAAGAAUAAUCAAUUAAAUCAAAAAAAAGAAGACUGCAGUGAAGCUGAUAAAUGCUUCAAGAGCCUGGAGAGAAAGGUCAAAAAGCUGGUGGAGUUUAUUCUAGAAAAGAAGAACCUCCACGCAGAACUGAAGACCAUGGCCAGAACGGCAGACUGUAUGAUAGAGGAGUACGCGAAGCUGCGCGUGCUCUCCUGCCAGGGGGCCAAAAGAAGUACAGAAAAACUGACGGUAAGGGACGAUGAGACCCAAACAUCGCCCAUCUUUAGAGAAAAAGCGAAAAAGCGUGGAAAUUUAGAGACGCAAUCGCCGACGAUCCCGCCAGCAACGAAGAAGGCCAAAAGCGACCAGGAAAAAACCCUGCUCACAAGGGAGAGCGAAGAAAGAAAGGAGAUUGCCGAGAAAAAAGCCUCCGAAUGGAAAGAGGUAAGAAGAAAGGGCAAAGCUAAGAAGAAAGAAGAGAAGAGAAAAGAGACAAAUAAAAAAGAAGGCACUAGAGAGGGUAAAACCACUAAGACCACGAGCAGGAAGCCUCGCCCAGAAGCUAUUAAGAUCAAAGCACUGGGCGAGACUUCGUAUGCCGACAUCUUGAGGAAGGUCAAGGCAGCACCCAACAUGAAGGAGAUAGGUGAAAGAAUCACCCGAAUACGGCGUACUAGAGCAGGAGAACUACUCCUCGAACUGGGGAAACCGGGAACCAGGUCCCCAAACAUAGAAGAGAUGGUCCUGGCCACACUUGAGGAGUCAGCAGAAGUCCACCUGAUGACCGAUAAAGAAACCCUCAGGAUCAAAGACAUGGAUGAGACAACCACACCUGAGGAAGUGAUAGAAGCUGUAGCUGCAGUUAUCGGACCAGAGGCAGCUGCAAGUAGUAGCAUAAAAAUCAGAGGACUAUACAACGGCACAUAA
Messenger RNA from Phymastichus coffea, 909 nucleotides. Its product is annotated as tropomyosin-1-like. The record is from RefSeq and is a predicted model, not a curated record. The transcript has a single exon. Bases 1 to 909 code for a protein of 302 amino acids. Lineage: Eukaryota; Metazoa; Arthropoda; Insecta; Hymenoptera; Eulophidae.